UGACGCAUGGACCGCUCUUUGAUCGACCGCAACUUCAGUUAACAGAAUGAGACCACGGAGCUCGGAAAUGAAGGCCGCAGAUGAAGAUCAAUCAAUUACGCCUUGCAGAGGACGGCCCACCUCCAAGCUGAAGGUUCUAGGCAGAAGCCAUGCAAUGCGCGAGGAGCAGUCGCCUCCAAGGGAGCCCGCAGCUGAGGAAAACGCUGCCCAACUCCACUCGCCUCCCACAGUGAUUCUCAGUCCGUCGCCCGUUGAUGAGGAAGUGAGUACUCAUGAGUCGCCCUCUAGAAGUUCAAGCGCACGGACUUCACACUGCGAGGGCAAUGAUGGCUACGAACGGCUGCACCCCCUUGAAAUUGACUCCAGUCCCAAACGCACCGCCACUGAAUCGGAGAAGUGUUCCGCAGCCGUUAGUUUCCAAAAUAGAAACUUCUGCGAUUGUCAGCACCAAACAUGCAUCAAGUGCUUGAAAGACCGAGGCGGGAACAACAACAAUCACAGCAACAUGAACCACAACGUGUUGCACGUGGGCAGGAACAGGGGCAAGCUGCGGCAACAGUCCUCCUCGCAAACGAGCCUGAGCUUUGAAAGUUCAUCUGGAAACAGUCCCUGUCUUUCCAGAGAUAGUAGUGCAGACCAUUACACGGACACAACUGGGGCUGAUUUGGAGCGGUUCAUUCCAGCCACCAUCAACAGGUGUGCUAAGGAUCGGGCGCUGAUGUUGCGCAUUGAAGAGGAGCUGCUCAGUCUCAUUCACGAUCAAUUUCAGAGCCAUUACAAGUUUCCGCCCAUGUCGAGCUAUCAUCGCAUGCUCGUGCAUCGGUGUGCAGCCUACUUUGGAAUGGACCACAACAUUGACCAGCUGGGCAAGUGCAUUAUAGUGAACAAGACGAAGAACACUCGCCUGCCCGAGGUGCGAUUUAAGGACCACAUCAAGGAGAUGUUCAAUGACGAGCCACCCAGAAG
Molecule: messenger RNA, 966 nt
Organism: Dendroctonus ponderosae (mountain pine beetle)
Lineage: Eukaryota; Metazoa; Arthropoda; Insecta; Coleoptera; Curculionidae
Gene: enc
Product: R3H domain-containing protein 2
Molecular function (GO): nucleic acid binding
Source: RefSeq, a predicted model, not a curated record